AUGCAAUUGCGGUCGAACCGUGCUGCAGGCGCCUCUACCUUGUGGUACCUCAUCACCUCCAUGCACGUUUCCCUGUCGACGUCCAACCAUUUGUGGGCAUCCCGCCGUCUCUCACAACUGCCAUAUGGACGAUGA
This is a messenger RNA of Cyphellophora europaea CBS 101466, 135 nucleotides long. RefSeq lists its product as uncharacterized. Lineage: Eukaryota; Fungi; Ascomycota; Eurotiomycetes; Chaetothyriales; Cyphellophoraceae. The coding region runs from base 1 to 135 and encodes 44 amino acids. The record is from RefSeq and is a predicted model, not a curated record. The transcript has a single exon.